AUGGGACCAGUUCCUCUUCUUUCCAAAUACGAAAAAUUAAGCACUUGGAAGGGAGAUUUGGCCAAGAUGACCCAUUUACAGGCUGGACUCAGUCCAGAGACUAUAGAGAAAGCUCGCCUGGAACUGAAUGAAAACCCAGAUGUUUUACAUCAGGAUAUUCAGCAAGUCAGGGACAUGAUCAUCACCAGGCCUGACAUUGGAUUUUUACGUACAGAUGAUGCCUUCAUCCUGAGAUUUCUCCGAGCCAGGAAGUUUCACCAAGCAGAUGCCUUUAGACUCCUGGCCCAGUACUUCCAGUACCGCCAGCUAAACCUGGACAUGUUCAAAAACUUCAAGGCCGAUGAUCCCGGCAUUAAGAGGGCUCUCAUCGAUGGGUUCCCUGGAGUGCUGGAAAACCGCGACCACUAUGGCAGGAAGAUCCUUCUGCUGUUUGCGGCCAAUUGGGAUCAGAGUAGGAACUCCUUCACAGACAUCCUCCGUGCCAUCCUGCUGUCGUUGGAAGUCCUUAUUGAAGAUCCGGAGCUUCAGAUAAAUGGUUUCAUUUUAAUUAUAGAUUGGAGUAAUUUUUCCUUCAAACAAGCCUCCAAACUGACACCUUCAAUCCUCAAACUGGCCAUUGAGGGGUUGCAGGACAGCUUUCCUGCCCGCUUCGGAGGAGUUCAUUUUGUCAACCAGCCCUGGUACAUUCAUGCCCUGUACACGCUCAUCAAGCCGUUUCUUAAAGACAAGACCAGGAAACGGAUUUUCCUCCAUGGAAACAAUUUAAACAGCCUUCACCAGCUAAUUCACCCUGAAUUUUUGCCCUCCGAAUUUGGAGGAACCCUCCCUCCUUAUGACAUGGGAACGUGGGCCCGGACGUUGCUCGGUCCUGACUACAGUGACGAAAAUGACUAUACUCACACUUCCUAUAAUGCAAUGCAUGUGAAACACACAUCCUCCAACCUGGAGAGAGAAUGCUCACCCAAGCCGAUGAAGAGAUCUCAGUCUGUGGUAGAAGCAGGGACCCUGAAACACGAGGAAAAGGGAGAGAAUGAGAACACUCAGCCACUCCUGGCUCUGGACUGAAUCCUGAGUCAUCCAUGCUCCUGCAGAUCGCCAGCCUUCAGUAGUACCAGCCACCCAGGAGGCACACGCGCAACUGACCCCACAGACGCAAGAACACAAGGCCCUCCACUCCUGCCACCCAGUAAUGACUGUCACCAGCCAUUGGUAUGAGCAGCCAAAGUUGAAGAGACUCGAGAGAUGCGUUUUGUUUUCACAGAGUGGAUUUGAGGAUGAAGCAAGGCAGUUAUGUAAACAUGAUUCCUCUUCCCCUAUAUUUACAGUAUUAAAUGGAUUGAAAAAAGAAAAACCAAAUUUGAUGCACACACUGCACUAGGACAAGGAUUUCUUUGAGGCAUCACACAGAGACCCCCUCUAGUUUUUGCAGUUUAAGAUUAAGUGCAUUUCCAAGUAGAUACAUCAGAAUUAAAUCAUGCAGACCCAACUGUCAAGUUUAAGGUAGUACAAAGCCCUGAGACAACAGUAUCUCCACUAAUUUCCAUUCUUAUUGAAUUAUUUUCUUUGACCUCAUCACCAGCAUUGAAUUGUUCAGUCUAAGAGCAUGUUCUUGUAGGUCUGGCUACUGGCAGAGUUUUCUUACUUUGACAUCCUGCAUAAAUGAUUUUGAUGUCACAUCUUUUGUCAGGCCACCAGCUGAUUAUCAUGAGCUGACUUUAAAAGAAGACACAUAAUUUGAAAUAUGAUUAUUUCUCUUAGCAAUGUGACUUCCCACAGGCAGUGUGUGUCUGCAGAUGGGGGGGGGGGUCCCUUUGAAGACACAUGUCAUUGAUUAAUGAAUCCAUUCAAGUUGCCUCACUUAGGUCACUACAGCAAAGAAAAGUG
Equus quagga is the source of this 1884-nucleotide messenger RNA. It is a transcript of the gene CLVS1, whose product is annotated as clavesin 1. Lineage: Eukaryota; Metazoa; Chordata; Mammalia; Perissodactyla; Equidae. Gene Ontology annotation, cellular component: membrane. The transcript has 5 exons. Gene Ontology annotation, molecular function: phosphatidylinositol bisphosphate binding. Bases 1 to 1065 code for a protein of 354 amino acids. The record is from RefSeq and is a predicted model, not a curated record.